Molecule: messenger RNA, 909 nt
Organism: Trichophyton benhamiae CBS 112371
Lineage: Eukaryota; Fungi; Ascomycota; Eurotiomycetes; Onygenales; Arthrodermataceae
Exons: 4
Coding region: 1-909 (302 amino acids)
Biological process (GO): L-histidine biosynthetic process
Cellular component (GO): cytoplasm
Molecular function (GO): magnesium ion binding; ATP phosphoribosyltransferase activity
Source: RefSeq, a predicted model, not a curated record
AUGAAUGGCCCUACAAAUUGGCAGACGGAGGGCCGUCUGCAGCAGGCUACAAUCGAUCUGCUGGACGGAUCAGAUAUUCAAUUCCGCAGAGAGCACCGUUUGGAUAUAGCUCUUGUCAAGAACCUUCCGGUGGCCCUUAUCUUUUUGCCGGCAGCUGAUAUACCCACCUUCGUCGGUGAAGGUCGUGUCGAUCUAGGCAUUACUGGGCAAGACCAAGUGGCCGAGCAUGAUAUCCGUCGGCCACCAGGCGAGCAGUCCGGGGUGGAGGAGAUACUGGACCUUGGCUUUGGCGGAUGCAAGCUACAGGUCCAAGUUCCAGAGAAAGGCCCCAUAACUGACCCUAGGGAACUCAUUGGAAAGAAUGUCGUUACUAGCUUCACGGGCCUUGCAGAGUCCUACUUUGCCAAAUUGGAGGGUGCGACUAGGAAAGCGGACGGAAGCUGGGAUAUACAGACUAAGAUCAAGUAUGUCGGCGGCAGUGUGGAGGCUGCUUGUGCUCUGGGAGUAGCUGAUGGCAUUGUUGAUCUUGUCGAAUCUGGCGAGACGAUGAAAGCUGCUGGACUUCAGGCUAUCGAUACAGUGCUCUGCACUAAUGCCGUCCUUGUCAAGUCCCGAAAGACCACCAACCCUCUAGUCGACCUCAUAGUUCCAAGAAUACGUGGUGUUAUCACUGCCAAGAAAUAUGUGCUUUGCCAGUAUAACAUUCCUCGUAACAUCUUGUCCAAUGCGUGUGCCAUAACGCCUGGAAAACGGGCUCCUACCAUUACUGCCCUGGAAGAGGAGGGCUGGGUUGCCGUCAGCGCCAUGGUAGAAAAGAAGCAGAUUGCUACCGUCAUGGACGACCUAUCGGCUGUUGGUGCGACUGAUAUCCUUGUUAUAGGAAUCGCAAAUUCGAGAACGACCCCCUGA